Molecule: messenger RNA, 1718 nt
Organism: Zerene cesonia (dogface butterfly)
Lineage: Eukaryota; Metazoa; Arthropoda; Insecta; Lepidoptera; Pieridae
Product: cytochrome P450 9e2-like
Exons: 11
Coding region: 123-1718 (531 amino acids)
Molecular function (GO): monooxygenase activity; iron ion binding; oxidoreductase activity, acting on paired donors, with incorporation or reduction of molecular oxygen
Source: RefSeq, a predicted model, not a curated record
AUAAAACAGGUUGUCACCGUCUGGUUUGUAUUAUUUACGUGUUGAAGUCCAUUGCAAACGUGUCUCGUUUUAUUCGUCUGCUGUUUGUGUACAAACAAACAUUGUGUUGUGAUAAUCUAAUCAUGAUUUUUCUAAUAUGGACGGGUGUAAUUUUGGCCAUAGUUUACAUAUAUCUUCGGCAAAUUUAUUCAAGAUUCACGGCAAAUGGAGUUAAACAAAUUGACCCCGUGCCUUUUCUUGGGAACAUGUGGCCAGUUAUAACAAGAAAAUGCCAUGUCGUUUAUGAUUUAGAGAAAUAUUACAAUCAAUUUCCUAAUGAAAGGUUCGUUGGUAAAUUUGAAUUUAUGAACGCAGUCGUAGUGGUGAGAGACCUGGACUUGAUAAAGAAAAUAACUAUAAAGGACUUCGAACAUUUCCUCGACCAUCGCGGGUUUACGGACGAGGAGGUAGAACCAAUAUUCGCGAGGAACCUUUUCUCUUUGAGAGGCGAAGAAUGGAAGGACAUGCGGUCUACCAUGAGUCCAGCGUUUACCAGCUCCAAAAUUCGAGUGAUGGUCCCUUUCAUGGAGGAAGUUGGGAACCAGAUGAUACAGGCUUUGAAGAAGAGGAUUGAUGAUUCUGGAAGCGGCACAAUUGAAGUGGACUGCAAGGAUCUUACGACGCGUUUCACCAAUGACGUGAUCGCGACGUGUGCUUUCGGCCUAAAAGUGAAUUCCCAUGAAGCCAACAACGAGUUUUACGAGAUGGGGAAGGAAGCUGCCCAAUUCAAAAUACGGCAGAUGCUUAUGUUUUUUGCGUAUACCGCUUUCCCCGGCCUUGUUAAGAGACUGAAAUUGACGCUGUUUUCGAAGUCAACAACACGUUUCUUCACUCGACUGGUUUUGGACACAAUGAGCAACAGAGAGGCUAAUAAAAUAAUUCGACCUGACAUGAUACAUCUCCUAAUGGAAGCUAAAAAAGGUCGACUGAAUCAUGAGGAAAAACCUAAAGAUGCUGUCAACGACGCAGGUUUUGCUACGGUUGAGGAGUCCUCUGUUGGAAAGAGAAAAAUACAAAGAGAAUGGACCGACAACGACCUGAUUGCCCAAGCUGUCCUCUUCUUUAUCGCUGGUUUUGAAACAAUUGCUACAGCUAUGUCUUUCGCCCUUCACGAACUCGCGUUGCACCCAGAGAUUCAAGAGAGGCUAGCAACAGAGAUAAAAGAAGAUGCGGUGAAAAACAACGGCAAGAUAGAAUACAAUUCGAUUCAAUCUUUGCCGUACUUGGAUAUGGUGGUUUCAGAGGUGCUUAGACUCUGGCCCCCUGGUUUCCAGCUGGACAGAGUUUGCACAAAAGAUUACAACAUGGGAAAGCCUAAUAGCGAAUCGUCCAAAGAUUUUAUUCUCCGGAAAGGGGAAUUUGUCUUAUUGCCAAUGUGGUGCAUCCAUCGAGAUCCCGAAUUCUUCCCUAACCCUGAGAAGUUCGAUCCGGAGCGCUUCUCAGAGGAGAAUAAGGAUAAAAUCAAUCCAAUGACAUAUAUGCCAUUCGGUGAUGGACCCAGGAAUUGUAUAGGUUCAAGAUUUGCACUGCUGGAACUGAAAAUGAUACUUUAUCAAAUUAUUCUCCACGUCAAUGUUUCCCCUUGCAGUAAGACGUGUAUCCCAACCAAACUGUCAAUGGAAAACUUUAACAUUGCUAUUGCUGGUGGACAUUGGCUAAAUUUCACACUACGGCAGUGA